CUACAUAGCUGAUGAUGUAAACAGAAAAGACGCCUCAUCCGGAUAAGUCACAUACCAUAAAGUCAGACAAUCUGUAUUUAUCUCGGCAACAGUGAUUCAUUUUUGUUUUCCUUGAUAUGUUUUAAUUCAUAGAAACAAGAAGCAAUGGACUUCUACAUCAAUUUGAAGGUGAAUUUUAGGGGGAAUGCGAAGAAUUUUCUUCUGUCGGGUUCCGAGACGAAGAGUUGGGAGUCAAUGGAGGCCAUGGUGAAAAGGUCCUUUGGCCUGUGUAAUCUACAAGUUACUUAUUUUGAUGAGGAGAAUGAGGAGGUAUCCAUAAACAGCCAAAUGGAGUAUGAGGAGGCAUUAAAGAGUGCAUCCAGGCAAGGGAACCGGCUGCACAUGAAUGUGUAUGAGACCAGGGGUCAGCCCACGCGUGUGCCGGCCAAGGCCAGUGGAGGGGAGCCCAAGAGAGGGUUCCGUCCCCCACAGCACUGCCCAACCCUGGCUCAGGUGGUGAGCCGGAAGGUCCAGGCUGCUGUCCCCGAACAGGGCAUGGUGAUCAUGAAAGAACUAAAGGGGACCAAAGAGGAAGAUAAGACACCUCCAGCAUGGUUUACAUCUUACAUGGAGAAGUUCAAAGAUCAAGUAGUGAGGGAGGCAGUGGAGAAGAUCUGUCGGGAGUUCUCGGGCCAGUGCUGCAUCCACAAGCCCAUUGGGGCUGAGGCCCAGAUCCCUGAGGUGACCUCCUCCACCCUGCCUGGGGGUCCUAGUUCCACCCCUGCCUGCAGCAGCUGCCGGGGCCAGACCGCUGGGGGAGGAUACCAGUGCAGUGUGUGUACGUCCUGCACACUGUGUGAGCCCUGCAGCUUCUCCCAUGACCCCAGCCACAACCUGGUGAGAGCCAGAACACCCCUCUCUAUCCCUGAGCACGGCUCACCAGCCCCAGACCACAGCAGGUUCUACCGGCGAGGGGACCGGAGCUUCCGUAAGGCGGAGAAGCAGCGUCUGAAGGCUGAGAAGCGUCAGCUGAAGGCGGAGGUAAAGGAGAUCAGGAAGCAGCUGAAGAUGGAAAGGAGGGGCCUGCAGUGGAGUGCUGCUGGCGAAGGGAGCUCCUCCCCCGUCCUGCUCCAACCCAGGGCCACCCAGGCCAACAGCCCAGAACGUCCCAAGCGACCCUGCCCUCUUGUGGUGCCAGCCAUGACGGCCCUGUUCCUGGAUGAGAACCUGCCUGAUGGGACUCGUCUUCGCCCGGGCACCAAGUUCAUCAAGUACUGGAAGAUGAGAAACACUGGCAGCGUGAGCUGGAGCUCUGAAACCAAGCUGAAGUUCAUGUGGGGGAAUCUGGCGGUGGCGUCGGGUGACCGCUGGCGUGAGGUGGCUGUGCCUUUCCUGCAGCCAGGUCAGGUGGGCGUGGUAAGCGUGGCCCUAUGCGCCCCAGCCCUGGAAGGCUCAUACACCUCCCACUGGCGUCUGGCACACGGUGGGGAGCAGUUUGGCCCUCGUGUCUGGUGCAGCAUUGUGGUGGACCCCCUGGCCCCUGCAGCCGUGAUGGCAGAUGGCGUGCUGGUGUCACCCUGCGUCACCCCUCAGGGGAAGAACCCCCUCUCCACAGAUAAGGGUGGGAAGUCUGGUACUGCAGCCUCUAGGGACCAAGCACUCAUGUCAGUGGACCAAGACGAAGGAGAAUACUACAUUCCCUCUGUGGACCUGCUCACAGCCCAGGACUUACUCUCCUUUGAGCUGCUGGAUAUCAACAUUGUUCAGGAAAUAGAGAGCGUGCCCAACAACACCCCGGGAGAUAUGACCCCGUGCAUAUCCCCACUGCCCCAUGACGGUCCCCUGCAGGAGAAGCCCACCCUGGGGUUGAUCCAGGAGGAAGCAGAGGCCCAUCAGGCCCAGGGAGUCAAAAGCAUCCAGCCUUCUCAGGGCCUGGGGCCAGGGGCGGAGGGGGGACGGGUUCCAGCCCAGGAGGAGGGAGAGGAGGAUAUGAGCGGGACUCAGUUUGUGUGUGAGACGGUGAUGCGCUCGCUCACACUGGAGGAGGCCCCAGACCACACACCCCUGCGUGGGAACUGCUCCAGCAAAGUGGUCCGCCCAGCAGCCCAAGGUGGCUCCGCCUCCUCUUCUCUUAAAGGGAAAGGUGUUGAGAAGCGUUUGGAGGCGAGGUUUGAGAAAACCCGGGACAUAUUACCUGUGGCUCCUCUCACAGCCCUAGCACCUCCCCAGAUGGCUAUACCAGAGCUGAUGAUGCCAGAUGAGGGUCUGGAGUCAGACAUCGAGAGCAUCUGCGUGGACGCCAGCGGGGACGAAGAUAAAGGAGAGUUGACAGAGGGGAACAGGGGCCCUCGCAGCCGUUCCUCCUCUGCCUCAUCCGAGGAUUACAUCAUCAUCCUCCCUGACUGCUUCGACACCAGCCGCCCGCUGGGAGAGUCCAUGUACAGCUCCGCCCUCUCCCAGCCUGGCGACGCCCCCGACAAGCCCACAGACCCUGACCACCAGGGCCGUACCACUCCCGAGGGGGAGCACGAUGAAGCAGAAGAGACGGUUUCAGGCUCCAGCAGCGCUAACGAUAUGCUGUGCACCUCCCAGACUUUGGACGCCGUGCCCCUAACCCCUGUGGUGGUGGCACCCCCUUGGCUCAACUCAGCUCUUACACUGAGCCUAGACGGCAAUGAUCAGACCGAGGCAGCAACGGAGUCCCUGGACAGGCCUGAGGUCUACCAGCCGGGGGAGUCAGAGGAUGGUUCCAAGCAGCCAGACAGCCAACCAGACAGCCCAUCUGCUUCUGAUGACUCAGAAGACAACUCCGAAGACCCUAGGCACCCAGGCAUCACUGGAGGCCUGGUGAAAGGAGCCCUGUCUGUCGCAGCAUCCGCCUACAAGGCUCUGUUCACUGGGCAGCCUGGCCCAGUGCAGCCCCCAGUGGAUGGAGCCACCCAGGACACCAUGAUGGGGGUGCUGGUGGAGAUGGGCUUUGGUGACCGGCCGCUCAACCAGCGGCUGCUGAAGAAACACAACUACAACCUGCUGGACGUGGUCAACGAACUGGUCCAGAUGACCGACAAUGACUGGUACUCCACCCGCUACUGAGGAGAGAGGGAGGAGGAGGAGAAAGAGGAGCGGGGGUGGCGUCAUGGGUUUAACCUCUGAUGCCUUGACCUCUUGUCUCUUCUUCCUCUCUUAGAUUUGGCCCAAGUUGACAGGAGAUAUCCUGAUUUAUGACCUAGAGACAUUCCCACGGACUUUGGGAUAUUUAGACUAUCAAAUAGCUACAGUAUGUAUGUAUGUAUGUAUGUAUGUAUGUAUGUAUGUAUGUAUGUAUGUAUGUAUGUAUGUAUGUAUGUAUGUAUGUAUGUAUGUAUGUAUGUAUGUAUGUAUGUAUGUAUGUAUGUAUGUAUGUAUGUAUGUAUGUAUGUAUGUAUGUAUGUAUGUAUGUAUGUAUGUAUGUAUGUAUGUAGAUUCAUUUAACAUGGCUGUUUCUGGCUGUUGGCUUUUGCAUAGAAAAGGAGGAGACAGAAGGGGGGUGGAUGGGGUGGGCUACUCUUUCCAGGAGAACACCUUCAUUGUUGUGGUAACAAAUGGCAAACAUAUCACAAGUUGCUAUCGCCAAGCCAUUCCUGUUAAACAGUAUACUCACCCUUGAAAUCAUAGAUUGGAAUACAGGCUGAAUAUGCAGCCAUAGACCAGGUAUAUUCAACAAGAGUUACAGGAAAAGGUGUGAGCUUAGCUGAAGGGGUGUUGGGUGUAAUAUUUAUCACAGAGAGACAGAACCAUAUAGGACUUCUAUAAGCUGUGGCAAUAGUCAACAUUGUAUGACGUUAAUCAACUUCAUAGAGUGUUUGAAUAGUGGACACGUCAGGGUCCUCGUUCCAAGUGUGAAUGACUGUCAGUGUUGGAGAACGCUAUGCUUCGUUCAGAUCACAGCAAUUAAAAACAAACACUCACCCCCACAUGCUUAAACCUUUCUCAGCUUAACUGUUCAAAGUAUCAGCGUACUGAUUGAAGAUAAUCAUUCCCCUACUUUCUGUGAUGUCGUGCCAUGGCUGACAACAUGCUAUGGAUAUUUGUGCGUAAUGGUGUACACAUGAAGUAUUUUUGAAAUGAGGACCAUUACAUUGAUGCACUCCAUUUAAUUUCAUUUUGAGAGGGUAUAUUAAUCACCAUUCUUAACUAGGAGUAUAUUUGGGUUUAAAAAGAAAAAUCAUGUAAAUAUAAUAUACAAAUGAUUUAUUUUGUUGCACAUGGAAUAAAUAAAUAUUGAUGCAAA
Molecule: messenger RNA, 4249 nt
Organism: Oncorhynchus gorbuscha (pink salmon)
Lineage: Eukaryota; Metazoa; Chordata; Actinopteri; Salmoniformes; Salmonidae
Product: next to BRCA1 gene 1 protein-like
Exons: 19
Coding region: 145-3072 (975 amino acids)
Biological process (GO): macroautophagy
Cellular component (GO): phagophore assembly site
Molecular function (GO): ubiquitin binding
Source: RefSeq, a predicted model, not a curated record